Messenger RNA from Octopus bimaculoides (California two-spot octopus), 309 nucleotides. Its product is annotated as zinc finger protein 506-like. Lineage: Eukaryota; Metazoa; Mollusca; Cephalopoda; Octopoda; Octopodidae. The record is from RefSeq and is a predicted model, not a curated record.
AACUUAUCUAAACAUAAAUAUAUCCAUACAGGAGAGAAGCCAUACCGCUGUGAUAUCUGUGGUAAAUUGUUCUCAAAAGGUUACUUGACUAUACACAAACGUAUUCAUACCGGCAAUUAUCACUGUGAUGUCUGUGGUACAUCAUUCGCUAACCAACGUGCAUUAAAUUCACACAUGAUUGUUCAUACAGGGAAAAAGCAAUUUCGCUGUGACAUUUGUGGGAAAUCAUUGUCUACAAAUGAUCGAUUAACUAAACACAAACAUAUUCAUACUGGAGAGACGCCAUAUCACUGUGAUGUCUGUGGUAAA